Messenger RNA from Myxocyprinus asiaticus (Chinese sucker), 1088 nucleotides. RefSeq names its product urinary protein 1-like. The transcript is spliced from 4 exons. The coding region runs from base 5 to 370 and encodes 121 amino acids. The record is from RefSeq and is a predicted model, not a curated record. Lineage: Eukaryota; Metazoa; Chordata; Actinopteri; Cypriniformes; Catostomidae.
AAAGAUGGAUCUGCAAAUCCCGAUUGUGCUUCUUUCAAUUUUACUCACUGGAGGACUCUCUCUCAAAUGUUAUAAGUGUGAUCCUGAUCCAGAGACGGGUUUAUGUGACAAAACAACAGAAACAUGUCCCAGUGGAACUACCCAGUGUGUGAGUGCAACAGGGGAAAUAUCCACUGGUAACUCCAAGGUGACUCAAACACAUAAAGGAUGUGCAGACAAAUGUGUUCCUGGAACCGUUCAAAACACAAAUGGAGCAACAGUUUCUACCAAGUGCUGUGCCACUGAUCUUUGCAAUGGCUCAGAUGGAAUCUAUAAGGGAAGUUUCCUGCUUCUCUUGUUGCCUCUGUUCUUCUACAUCCUCUUUUAUUGAGUUCAACAGCACUUCACAUUCUACAGCUGCAGCGAAGAGGAUUUGACAUGUUACAGGUUAACACCGCCACAUCAUAAUGUCACAUUUAUUUAAUGAAUUACUAUGCCGUACUGAAUAGCUUGUAUCUUUGCUAUUUCUGUAUGUUAGGAACUUAAUUAUGUGUUAUGUAUUUUGAUCAUGGAAAAUGAAUGCAUCAUUAUUAUGACCAGUGAAAAAGUAUGGUAAAAGAAAAACAAUCUUCACAGAUACUGAUCUAUUUUUACAUUUACUAAGAUUUACAAAAUCUGUAUUUCCUGAAAAAGAUUCAGUUUUACUGUAUACACUUUACUGUGGGGUUUCAUAAAGACAGCACUAAACUGCUGAAAUUAAAGAUUUACAUGCACACAUAUAAUUGUAAACGUCAUUUUCUGUAACUACUAUUACAGUGACUUCUGGAAAUCUGUAUCUUACAAUGACACUGUGUGAGAGAAUAUUUCUGUGUGAAAUGUGUCUUUCAUUUGGAAAACUUAUCCACAAAUCAUGAAAAUGUGCUUUAACCAUUCAAAGAUCUGAAAUCCUUAGAAACAACAGGACCACAAGUGUUUACAUUUACAUUUAAGACAAUAACGAGACAUUUAUUUAAGAGACACUUACAAGAACUAGUCCGGUUUUUUAUGUGAAAUCAUUUGUGCUUCUUAGCAACACACACACACACACACACAGCACACUAAUGUCAAGG